AUGUAAAGAAUUAGCCAUUGUAAUAUCUAUAGAUAUUUUAGGGAUCUCAAAAAUGGAUAUAUUUGGAUAAUCAAUCACAUUAAGAAUGAAUAAGUAAAGCUCAUAUAAAACUGUUUUUGGAGGGUGCUCCUCUUUAGUUUUGCUAAUAAUUUUAAUUUUAAUAUUCUCAUCUAACAUAACAUCCUUUUUCAACAAAGAAAGUUUAAGUGCUACUGUAUUAACUGAAUUUGAAGAAAUUCCAUCAUUAUCAAUAAUAGAUGAUUCAUUUUUUUUAUUUGCUGUUCAAAUAGAUUAAGAUAAUUUUUUAUCUAAGCCUUUUUAUGACAUUAAAAUUGAUUAGUUACGUAUUCAAAAAUUUUUGAAUGGAUCUUCAAUUUAAAGUUAAAAAGAAAUAUAAUUGAUACCUUGUACUUUAGAUCGUUUUAAUAAAAUAUUCUCUUAAUUUGGACGUGAUAUAAGAGAUUAAUUCAAUCAAUUUAAAUUAUAUGAUUUUUUAUGCUUCGAGUAAGUGGUUAUAUAUAUAUAUUUGUAGUUAUAACCAAUCUUUUUCAAUUUAAGGAACUUAUUCAAGUAUAAAAAAAUAAAUAACUCAUUUAGAUUUAGAAUUUGAAUAUUUGAGAAUAUCAGUUUAAAAAUGUGCUAAUAAAACAAAUUGUGCUUCAAAUGAAGAAUUAUAAUAAGAAAUUGAUAAAAAUGGAGCAUUUAAAAUUAAAUUAUUUCCAAUUAAUAAAGUAAAAAGAUAAAAUGAUUUAGAUUAUAGAUAUUAAAUCCCUACAAACCUGAAGAUAAUUAUUUGUAAACCUUUUUAGAUGAUUCAUUUUUCUUUAGAUUUAUUCCAUCAAAUAUUUAUAAAUCUGUAGAUUUAUUUAUAAAAGAAUAUGAAGUUACAAAUGAUCAAAGUCUAUUACCCUUUAGUUAUUUAGAAUAUUCAUAAUUUUACACACUAGAUUAAUCAGAAAUUAAAGAGAGAACUGAAUUAUAAAAUAAUCAACCAUAAUCCUUUGUACAAAUUUAAAUAAGGAAAAGUCCUUAUAAAAUAAAAAUAUUUAGGAAAUAUUUAAAAAUAGAUGAAUUAUUAUCUAAUUUAGGAGGUAUUUAAUAAAUCUUUAUUUUUUUUGUUGGAACAAUCCUAACAAUUUAUAAUAGAUUUCAACGUAAUUAAUAAUUUUAAUUUUAAAGUUCUAGUUGAAUUAGCAAAUAAACUAUAUGAAUUUACUUUGGUUUCAUUUCAAAAGGAAAAAUAUUAUUAAGAGAAUUUAGAUUUGGUGAAUUAAAUGAUUUAUAAUAAAUAAGAGAAAAUUCCAUUUUCAGAGAAACCUCGAAAUUCAGAUGUAGAUCUAGAAAUUUAGCCAUUACAUUAAAGUACAAUAAAUUAAAAAUCAAAAAAUGAGUUACUGAAAUUCAGUGAACAAAUGAGUCCUUCAUCAUAAUAAUAAUAGAGAAAUUCAUAAAAGAAAUAAACAGAAAAUAACAUUAAAAAAAAUAAGUUUAUUUAUGAAUAAGAAGCUAUGGCAUUAAAAUUAAAUUGUUCAAAUGGUUUAGAAUAUUUCUAAUUACAAAUUUAAAAUUUAAUAUAAAGAUCAUAACCAAUCUUAAUGACUUUUUAAAUGUUAAUUAAUUUUCUAACUUGUUAAAAAGUAUUUAAUAAUAAAAAACAUAUCUAAUUGAUGAAUAAAGCAAUGUAAUUUAUUUUAAAUUUAAUUGAUUAGUGAUUCAAUUACUUAAUAAAUAGAUUUAUUCAAUAUCCUAACAAAAUUGAAUGACCUAGAAAAACUUAAAGAAGUCAUUUUCUCUCCACAACAAUUAUUGAUGUUCAAUUUUGCUCCAAAACCAUUGAUAUCUUUAGAUAAUACAUCAGAAGUAUUUAAUAGAACUAUAAUUGAAGAGAGAACCAGAAAUCAUAAUAUAAGAUAGUAAAGUAUAUUAUUAUUUUUAGGGAUGAAGUCUCUUCAGAUUCUGAAUUCUAAAAUAAAAUACAUUAUAAUCUAUAAGCUGAUGCAAAGAUGUACACAAAAAUAUAUUCAGUAAUUAUAAUAAUUAUUAAUAGGCUUAUGAUGAUGUUUUGCAAGAAGCUGAAAAUGAUUAAGAUCCAUCUCUUUGUAGUAAUUUAAGUAAAUAAAUAAUUCGUAAAUUGGGUGCUGAAGUAUAAACUAUCUUUAAAUUAUCUAAACUAAUAGACUUUCAUUAAAAUUAAAACAACACUAGAAGGAGAGGGAUGACUUCAGAGACUCUUAGAAGAGUAUUAUAUUCUAAAACAAAUUUAUAAUAGUGA
Molecule: messenger RNA, 2272 nt
Organism: Paramecium pentaurelia
Lineage: Eukaryota; Ciliophora; Oligohymenophorea; Peniculida; Parameciidae
Source: the annotation of a GenBank genome assembly